This is a messenger RNA of Penicillium pulvis, 2184 nucleotides long. RefSeq lists its product as uncharacterized. The record is from RefSeq and is a predicted model, not a curated record. Gene Ontology annotation, biological process: DNA-templated transcription; regulation of DNA-templated transcription. The transcript has 4 exons. Lineage: Eukaryota; Fungi; Ascomycota; Eurotiomycetes; Eurotiales; Aspergillaceae. Gene Ontology annotation, molecular function: zinc ion binding; DNA binding; DNA-binding transcription factor activity, RNA polymerase II-specific. The coding region runs from base 1 to 2184 and encodes 727 amino acids.
AUGCCGACGUAUCCCAUCCGCCGCCGACCACGCGAGUGCAAGACAUGCUUGCCAUGUCGCGCUAGUAAGGUCCGCUGCGACCGCGAAGUGCCCUGCGGGAAUUGCGUCAAGCGGAACUUCACCUGUUCUUACGGUCGCCCGCCGUCCAACAAAUUAUCAGCCUCGGUUACUCUCCACCAAACCUCCACGCCGCUCCAGUCGUCGUUCGCAUCGCCCGCUGUUGCGCCAUCAUACUCCCAAUCCCAACGGGAUUCAUCAUAUACAUCCUAUACUGUCGAUCCGCCUUCCGCAGCUAGCGAUGAACCAGACCUGGAUCCCUCGGAGGUCAUCGACAUCUCGCAGGCCGAGUGGGAUGAUAUCAAUAACAAGAUGGUCGCUAUGGAACAGAUUCUCGGAAGCCUGCAUUCACUCUUCCAAACACACUCGUCCCGGAAACGAACCGACGAUCAGAGCAUGGAGCGGAAGGAAUCCAUCCGGUCGGAGGGUGUCUACGGGUCGAACGUGCUGACAACCGGUACCGUCCAUCUCGGCUCUCGGUCCGCGUUGGUAGAUAUUCUAGACAAAUCCAAGGGCUCGGAGGAUACAGCGCAGGCGCUACCUCAGGAGGAUCUCCUCGCCGAACUGGCGCUGGGCAAUGAGUCGGUCGCAUACCCAUUCGUGGAUCUUUGGUCAUCCGAUCCUUACACAUUCAACAUUGCUGGAGUGUGCGCGGUUCUACCGGACGAUGUUCAAUGCCGGAGAUUUGUGAAGUUCUAUAAAGAUAUCGGUGCGGUGUUGUACCCCGUACUACCAGAUCUUGACAAGAUCGAGCGACAGACGAAUCAGAUACUUUUGGGUAGGCAACGGGCAGGUGGGGUCUAUAAACCGGACGCCAAUGGUUUAGUCAAACCUUUCGGGAUGGAGCUGCCCUUCCUCAGCUUGCUUUUUGCGAUUCUGGCCUCGGGAUGUCAAUUGUCCGAUCUUCCGGAGCGUGACCGUGAGCUGACAUCAUGGGUAUACGUAUCCUGCGCAUACCAAUGCUUGCGAAUGCUGAAUUACGUUUCGCAACCCACGGUAGAGGUUAUACAGAUUCUACUCAUUAUCAGCAAUGUAUUAUCAUAUAAUAUGAACGCUGGUGCGUCCUACACAUUACUUGGCAUGACAGAACGGAUGUGUCUUGUUCUCGGUCUUCAUGUCGAAACCACCGGAUUCUCCUUUGAGGAGCAAGACAUUCGAAGACGUGUCUGGUGGUCGAUGGCUUUCCAGAACAGCCACUUUUCACUCGCUUAUGAUCGACCUUCCAUCACCAUGGUCAGCCAACCCGAAAUUCCCUAUGAUCGUAAAUCCAUGCCGGGGCAUCGAUCCUAUUUUGAAACCCUAUGCCGGGUCGUAUCGCUUGCAUUGGAGGUGUUGCGGUCACGAAUGCACCCAAACCAUUCCCAACCCCGGUUCAAUGAGAUUCAAGAAUACAAGCACCGGAUUCAGCGCAUGCUUGCCGAAGCCGCACCACAUCUGCGCCAUCGAGAACAUUGCCGAUCGCUAGCCGAACAUAUCGAACGAACUGAGCUCCGACUGCACGCUUCGUAUCUUCUUUCAGUCUUGUGUCGAGUGUCAUUAGAUUCGCAUGCGCAUUUAGAUGAACACCGUCGAGUAUUGAUUCGGGAGGACUGUAUUAGAAGCUUGAUUGACACGGUGGAUGCAUUCGUGGAGUUGCAUGAAAUCAAUCCACAUUGCUCUCGGUCCUGGAUCAGCCUGCAAAGAUCCAUUGCUUCGGCCUUUCUGCUGAUCACCAAUGAUGAUGGCCCGCGGACAUGGGAGCUCAUUGAUCGUCUAGAGAAAGUCCUAGCAGAUCACGUAUAUGCAGACGGUGACGCCAAUCAUAACAAUCGCACUGAUUCUGCUAAGCAUCUUGCUUCGUCUCUUCGUGCCCUGCGUGAGAUUCGGGAGGCAUUCCGUGUCCGCAAACCUGCGUCGACUGGCAAACCUGUGUCGACUGCCCCAGCACAAAGCCAAUACCAACCUUACUCACCCCUAAUUUUGCCUUCCCCUCCAUCAAUUGACACCACCCCCGAUUUCCCUCCAAGCUUUGCGGCUACUGGCGGUUCCGCGCUUCCCAUGGAUGAUUGGAGUAUGCGCAAUAUUUUGGGUCGUGUGUCGGAUGUCAUGCUGUUCCCAAGUAUGAGUGGACAGAACCCGGCCACUUAG